ACCUUGUGACCCGUAGCUGCUCAAAAACGCUCCUUCGUCAUGUGACGCAGUAGGGGCGCUUUGCUGAGGGCGGAGCUAGUACCGUAGCGGCUGAGACUAGAGCAGAGCCACUUAGACUCGCUUAAAGUUAAAUCUAGUUAGUUUUACACCCGUAAACAUAAACUGGUUUAGUUGGUUCUUCGCGUUUCAAACUAGCAGGAUGGGAAACCGAGUCGCUCGAGAGGACUACGAGUGGGUUUACACGGACCAGCCACACGCCGACCGGAGGAAGGAUAUCCUGGCCAAACACCCAGAAAUCAAGUCCUUGAUGGGGCCCGACCGCAGACUGAAAUGGAUCGUCUGCACAAUGGUGGUCAUCCAGUUUUUAGCUUUCUACCUCGUCAAGGACUUGGACUGGAAGUGGGUUUUGUUCUGGACGUAUUCCUUUGGCAGCUGCAUCAACCACUCUAUGACUUUGGCUAUCCAUGAGAUCUCCCACAACACUGCCUUCGGAAAUAACAAGGCCACAUGGAAUCGAUACUUUGCCAUGUUUGCUAAUCUGCCCAUCGGCCUGCCCUACUCUGCCUCCUUCAAGCGUUAUCACCUGGACCAUCAUCGCUACCUGGGGGGGGAUGGAGUGGAUGUGGACAUCCCCACUGAGUUUGAAGGAUGGUUCUUCUGCACUCGAUUUCGCAAGCUUAUCUGGAUCAUUCUGCAGCCCCUUUUCUAUGCUGUCAGGCCCCUGUGCAUCAACCCCAAACCUAUCAGUCAGCUGGAAGUGACCAAUGUGGUCAUCCAGGUAGCCUUUGAUAUCCUGCUCUACUGGAUGUGGGGGGCCAAGCCGGUGGUGUACAUGCUAGCUGGCUCCAUGCUGGGAAUGGGCCUACACCCUAUCUCUGGCCAUUUCAUAGCAGAGCACUACAUGUUCUUAAAGGGUUAUGAGACUUACUCCUACUACGGCUCCCUAAAUCUUCUUACUUUCAAUGUGGGCUACCACAAUGAGCACCACGACUUCCCCAGCAUCCCGGGGCGGCGUCUGCCCUUGGUCAAGGAAAUGGCAUCCGAGUACUACCAGGACCUGCCCCAGUACACGUCAUGGGUUCAAGUUCUGUACGACUUCAUCAUGGAUGACACGCUCAGCCCGUACUCCCGGAUUAAGAGAAAGCUGAAAGGGGACAUCAAACAGGAGUGACUGCACUCAGAUCUGGCUACUCAUCUGCAAGCUAACCGUCUGCUGUGUGUGUGUACUGUCUGUGGUGCUGGACUGAGGAGCUCUUGUAACUGAUUAAGAGACUGACCAAACUCACUAUGCUCUUCCUGCUUUUACAGUCUGACUCUAUCCAGUGUUACAAUAAAGAUGCCUUUGGGCUCAUCUGCCUUAGA
This is a messenger RNA of Oryzias latipes (Japanese medaka), 1362 nucleotides long. RefSeq names its product delta(4)-desaturase, sphingolipid 1 (gene degs1). Gene Ontology annotation, molecular function: sphingolipid delta-4 desaturase activity. The record is from RefSeq and is a predicted model, not a curated record. Gene Ontology annotation, cellular component: membrane. Gene Ontology annotation, biological process: ceramide biosynthetic process. NCBI's taxonomy places the organism in Eukaryota, Metazoa, Chordata, Actinopteri, Beloniformes, Adrianichthyidae.